UGCUUCUGAUUUUCUUGCAUGAGCUUCUACUGUCGGUAGAUGUCGCUGCCUCUCCUCCUCUCAGCUAAGUGUGUCAGCGUUACCGGGGGACAGGACAGGCGCAUGUUUCCCUGCCUCUCGUGUUUUCCCUCAUUCUGCUCUCCGCUAUUCAAACCUCUGAGAGGGAAACCACACAGUCCCAGUCUGAACUCCACUCUCCCCACGCCGGUCGAUCGCCAAAGUACUGGAAAAUACCCCCGGGGAGCCACCUUUUUUCUUCUACUUUUUUUUUUUAAUCUUUUUUUCCUCCCUGCUUAUAAGCACCGGGAUACAGAACUGCAGCAGAGUGGCCGUGCUGGUUCCAGAGAUGUCCUGCAUGCGGAAUAUGAGCACCUUCUCUCCCCACUGUGACCUGUAAUCAAUGGCAACCUCGGUCCAGACUCUUCCUUUGACUCGUGGCCCCAGCAAAAACUUCCGCGACCCCUGCCCAGCCCCGCCCCUGUCCCCGCGUUGCGGCAUGGGAAGUGUAGGCAGUCUGGUGGAGAGGCCGGAUGUUUCUCCGACUAAAGGCAACCGAGCAGUGCCCCAGGUGAGACCGAAACACAGCAACGGGCUCUUGAAGAAAGGCUUCACCCAGAGAGAGCUGCUCAACUACCUCAACAUCAACAGAAAAGAGCCUAAAGCGAGCCCGAGCAACGACGGCAAGAAGGAUAUUAUCCCGGGCCUCAGCGCUGUCAGUGCACGGGAGGAGGAUAACGUUUAUGCUAAGGUUUACCAUAAGGAUGGCACUGAGGUAGAUCUUACAAAGAACUCACUGCCAAGCGCGGGCAAGUACGAAAAGGCACGUUUGAGGUCUUCGGCCUUUAAGCCUGUGACCCCCAAGAAUUUUAGCUCAAUGCAAAACCUCUACCCGUCUUCCAAAUCAGAGGACGUGGAUCAUGGCCUCUCUAACGGCUUGCACAGAGCGUACGCCCAUGUUCCCAAAGCAGUCUCCACCUCGUCUUCUUCUUCCUCACCGUCACGUCACGGAGGACCGACGUCAGCCGGCAACAAGGCCCUCUCCUCGGUGUGUGGGAUGGGCCAGGAAGAUGACAACCUGUCAGACUCGGGCCAUAACUCCAUGAGCAGCCUGCCGCCGUACCGACCUCCCUUCCGCCCACACCUGUCUCACAUCAGUGCAUCUAUGGGCCACAUCAAUACCAUCGGCUCCCUGGACCGCACCUCUCUGGGAAUGAAGGCUGUGGGGUCAGGGGGCGUGCCUAUUGGGGAGAUGGCAUGUCGAAGCAUGGCUACUCUGAGCCGUAUUGCUCCAUAUAGCGCGGAGGCUCCACCUCCUUAUGAAUGGACGCUCUCCCUGUCUGUGGAGGAGGUGGUGCGGGAUCUGGAGGAGCGCCUGGUGGAGAAAGAGCAUGAACUCAAGCAAAUGAAGAGAAACCUGGAUGAGAGCGAGGGCGCCAUCGCACAGGUGUUUGAAGGGAAGCAGCGUCUGUGGGAGAAGGAGGUGGAGGAGCUGAAGCGCCUGUAUGCUGCUAAACUGCGUCAGGUUUCCCAGCAUGCCCAGCGUUCCCAGCGCAGCCUGCAGUUGCAGCUGUUUAAGGUCCAGCAGGAGAAGAACCGGCUGCAAGAGGAGCUCGACGGUAUGAGAAAGGAAAUGUGCCGGGAGGCUGGAGCAGUGCCCAGGCAAACCAGUCCGACUCUGGAGGAGACACAAUGGGAGGUUUGCCAGAAGUCGGGGGAGAUCUCCUUGUUGAAGCAGCAGCUGAGGGACUCCCAGGCAGAGGUAACUCAGAAGCUGAGUGAGAUCUUCCAGGUGAAGACAGAGCUCAGGGAGACGCGAACAGAGCUGCGCAACAGGGAACGCCAGAUAGAUGCUUUAAAGCUUGUCCUGCAGGGGACACAGCGUCACAGACGACCUUCUCAGGCCGCACACGAAGACGAAAAAGAAGCUGAAGAGAAUCCAUCUGCUCGGGCGAUAGGAGGGUGCGGGGGCCCCACAGAGGAGCGUCUGCGCGCAGAACUGCUGCUGGAGCGACGCCAGAGCGAGGCCCAGGCCAUGGCUUUCGAGGAAGAGAGGCACACGUGGCAGAUGGAAAAGGACAAGGUCAUCCGCUACCAGAAGGAGCUGCAGGCCAGCUACUUAGACAUGUACCACCGCAACGAAGCGCUCGAAAGGGAAGCGCAACAGCUGAGGGCAAGCAGAGAGCAACAAGGUGGAGGAGCAGGCGGAGGAAGCGGAGAUGGCACUUUGGAAAAAGAAGCGCCAGAGCUUAGGAAAGAGAGAGCAGGUGACAAACAAGAGGACACACCUUCCCCUGGUCUGCCGUGGAUAGAGCGGAUCGAAUCAUCGGAAAUUUGACUGUGACCUACUUGUUUGCAAUGCAAAGUGUGUCUAUGGAAGACCAUAUCUACCAGGACAAGGGAAAAAAAAUCUAAUGAAUUGAUGUUGCUGUAAAGAAUUGUGAGAUAACAAGCAAAUAUUUACUGAUGAUGAUAAUAAUAAUAAUAAUAAU
Molecule: messenger RNA, 2489 nt
Organism: Pundamilia nyererei
Lineage: Eukaryota; Metazoa; Chordata; Actinopteri; Cichliformes; Cichlidae
Gene: n4bp3
Product: NEDD4 binding protein 3
Exons: 10
Coding region: 401-2335 (644 amino acids)
Cellular component (GO): cytoplasmic vesicle
Source: RefSeq, a predicted model, not a curated record